This is a messenger RNA of Bufo gargarizans (Asiatic toad), 1503 nucleotides long. Its product is annotated as lysosomal amino acid transporter 1 homolog. Lineage: Eukaryota; Metazoa; Chordata; Amphibia; Anura; Bufonidae. The record is from RefSeq and is a predicted model, not a curated record. The coding region runs from base 143 to 1075 and encodes 310 amino acids. The transcript has 8 exons.
GGCUCAGUCACAGGGGCAGGAGAGGUGAGGAGUCACGUGACUGCCGCGGGUCAUGUGAUGCUGUAGAGAUCCUGACAGGAAAAGGGUAGUGGAGAAAACAACGGCAGGCGGUGUGAGGAGGCUGGAGAGAGCGGCCUUCAGCAUGUGGGCGCAGCACUACUCCUGGAGCCUGGACGCUCCUUCUCCACCAAAGAACUUUUCCGACUGCCUCAAUGGUACGGCCUGGGUGUGGAACAUGUUCAAUGAGUGCGCGGCGGACGGCCGGGAUCUCGCCAGCGUCUGCCUGGGCCUCGUCUCCAUCUUGUGUUUCGUAGCUUCCACCUUCCCACAAGUGUACAAAUCCUGUAAGACGGGGAACAUGGACCGGGCGCUGUCCGUCUGGUUCCUCUUGGGGUGGCUGGCCGGGGACUCCUGUAACUUUGUGGGGGCGUUCCUGUCCCAUCAGCUGCCCAUACAGACGUACACGGCGGUUUAUUACGUAUUGGUUGACCUCUUCAUGUGUUCUCUGUAUGUGUACUACAAGUACCGGAACCAGGACCUGAGCACGGCUGUCAGGAUAAACGCAGUCUGUGGAUUCGCUCUGUUCGGUUCUGCUGCUUUGCUGCCUUUGAUGGGUGGUCCGGCUGCGGCAGACGACGCCACCAUAGUGGGCACCAGACGUCUGCUCGCCACAGAUGACUCGGACAGCGAGCCUUUCAGCACCCAGGAGAUCGUCGGAUGUGUGAUCGGGUCCAUCUCAUCCCUGUUCUACCUCUGCUCUCGGGUCCCUCAGAUCAUCACUAAUUUCCGGAGAAGAUCUACUGAAGGACUGGCGGUGGUCCUCUUCGUCAUGGUCAUACUGGGCAACCUGACCUACGGCCUCAGCAUCCUCCUGAAGAACCCAGACCAGGGCCAGUCUGAAGUCAACUACAUUGAGCAUCACCUUCCGUGGCUGAUCGGGAGCCUGGGCGUCAUGAGCCUGGACAUGAUUAUAAUUUUCCAGUCCUUCGUGUUCAGGGGGAAAGGUGCUAGAGACUCCAUGGUGGGAGAAAGAGAACCGCUGCUGCGUUCAGACAAGAGGAACGCCACCCCUUGACAGGAUCGGGCAUUCUCCAUGUUUCCAGCCCCCCAUCUUCCUCACAGUUCAUGCAGCUGAUCUUUCAGAAAACAUUUGAGGGGGUCACUUACUAACGCUGCGCAAGAGGGAAUCAAAGACCGGUGUAAAUGACCCCCAUUACCUCUUUUUAUUUAACCAUUUCACUGUUGGAUGAGCCUCCAGUGUGACAUUGUAGUUAAUUAUUGAUUUAUUUUUAUUUUAUAAUGGACAUUUAAUAACAAAUUUAGUUAUAACUACUUUUUGUAUUAUGUUGGGAUAUUGACCUUUGAGGUCACACAAGGGAAUAUUGCGUUUCAGGCUACUUUCACACUCGCGUUUGGUGCGGAUCCGUUCAGAUAAUACAACCGUCUGCAUCCGUUCAGAACGGAUCCGUUUGUAUUAUCUUUAACAUGGCCAAGUCAGAUCCA